Messenger RNA from Zeugodacus cucurbitae (melon fly), 1551 nucleotides. RefSeq lists its product as uncharacterized. The coding region runs from base 120 to 1448 and encodes 442 amino acids. The record is from RefSeq and is a predicted model, not a curated record. NCBI's taxonomy places the organism in Eukaryota, Metazoa, Arthropoda, Insecta, Diptera, Tephritidae. The transcript has 6 exons.
UUAUUUAUUGCAAAACAUUUUAUCGGCAUACGAACCGAGCGCUGAAUUAAAUUUCGUGACGCUGUUGACUCAAUAGACUUGUACUUAAUCGGUGGCGCUCUCCAAAGCGAGAUUAUUGCAUGUGUCUUUGGGGCUAUAAAAGCGAUGCAUUUAAAUGUUGGAGCUUAUUCGAAUAUUUGGGAGCAAUCAUGGUUAAUGCGAGUAGUGAGGCUUGUGGUGGGGAUGAUGCCUUCAGCACACCGGAAUGGAUAAAUGAGGAUUUCUUCAAGCGCAUUCUCGAAAAAUGCGAAAAUGAAAGUGUGGAGAUUCACAGGUUGCGGCUCUCAUCCGGCACUGCGUCAACUGAUAACUACGCGAGUAUACUGUAUCGUGCUAAGAUAAAUUACUCUCUGUGCUCCCAAGCUACGCAAGAGAAACUGCGUUCAUUUGUGAUGAAAACUGAACCCUUUGUGGAGGGUUUGAAGAAGGAUAAAAUGAAUGAGGUGCCGCUCUUUGAAACCGAGGUGCGAAUGUAUACGAAAGUGUUGCCGAAAAUUGAAGCGAAGCUGCGAGAGUUUAGCGAUCGAACAGUGUUGGCACCAAAGCUAAUUACGUACAGCUUGGAGGCGCCGCGUUACAUAGUGUUCGAAGAUCUUGGUAUCGAAGGCUAUUUGCCCAUAAACAAUCGCCCCUGUAGUUUGGAGGAAAUCAAGUUAGCUUUAAAGAAAUUAGCUAAAAUACACGCAAUCAGCUUUCAAAUGGCACAGACGGAUAACCAUGAAUUAGCCACAUUCGAUAAGACCUUCAUCAACACAAUCGAUAUAGCUAAUUUUCCCGUGCUAAGAGAUGGCAUCAAACUAAUGAAAGAAGUAAUAAGUGAUCAGCCGGAUCUUCGAAAAUAUUUACCACAUUUCGAAAGGGCGGAACUUUUCUUGAUACCGAAGGUUUUAGACCUAUUAAAUGCGCCUAAAAACGGCAAACGUAGUGGAAUUCAAGUAUUGAACCAUGGGGACUUUCAUGUGAAGAAUUUAAUGGUGAAAUAUGUGGACAAUAAGCUGAAGGAGUUAAUUCUGCUCGACUAUCAAGUCAGUAUGUUUGGCUCUCCCGCUAUAGAUUUGCAUUAUGCUUUUACAAUGAUGUACAGCCCGAGCAUGCGAAUGGAGAACAUGGAUGAGCUGCUUUAUUAUUACACAAAGAAUUUCCAAGACACUCUUCACAGUGUGCAAUACAAAGGGCACAUCCCAACCAUUACAGAGUUAAGAGCGGAGAUGCGUGAUUAUAGACACUGGGGUCUUUACUUGGUUUCCACUUUGCUUUGCUUCAACUAUGCCUUCAUGGAGGGCAUUGGAAUGAACGAAAUUGUCGAAUCGGAGGACGCAAGACGUGCAUUACUUACGAAUUCCAAGAUACUGGAUGAACUGCGCAUAUUGCUACCACGUUUUUUGUACUUAGGUUGUUUCGAGGAAUAAUAAUAGUGACUCAACAUGUAUUUCUUAUUUAUAGUAUUGUUGUUAUUUUAUUAUGUUAUUGCAAAUAGCCUAAUUUCAAAUACAUUGGUAGAAUGCUGUGCAA